AUUGUCCCAUCUGACGAAGUGCCGUGAACUGGUCCGAACACAGAAACCAAACAAAUCAUGGCGUUCACUAUUUUUGCAGUUUCGGCAUGUCUAUUAUUGGUGGUCACCAACGUCACAUCUAUCUCCGUACCAUCGUACCCAUCGCCAUCGAGCCCAUCAGCUCCAUCGGCUCCAUCGGCUCCAUCGGCUCCAUCAUACUCGCCAGCUCCAUCAUACAGCCCAGCACCAUUAUAUAGCCCAGCUCCAUCAUACAGCCCCGCUCCAGCCUACAAACCAGCUCCAUCGUAUAGCCCAGCUCCGUCGUACAGCCCUGCCCCAGCGUACAAACCAGCCCCAGCAUACAAGCCAGCCCCAUCAUACAAACCCUCACCUUCUUACUCUGCCCCAUCUUACUCUGCCCCGUCUUACUCUGCCCCAUCUUACUCUGCCCCGUCUUACUCAGCUCCAUCUUACUCAGCACCGUCUUACUCCGCGCCGUCUUACGCUGCACCAGCAUACUCCGCACCGGCACCGUACAAAUCGCAAGAACCUGAGUACCCAGCCAAGCCAUACAGCUUUGACUACUCUGUCAACGACUAUCAAACCGGCGAUGUCAAAAGCCAAGCCGAGUACAGUGAUGGCAAGAACGUGAAAGGUUACUACAGCCUAAUCGAGGCCGACGGAACCAAAAGGAUCGUUGAAUAUACCGCUGACGAAUACGGUUUCAACGCCGUCGUCAAGAAGGAAGGAACUCCAUCGUACGCCCCCGCCGCUCCAGCUUACAAGGCCCCAGCUUAUCCAACGGCCCCGGCUUACCGAGCGGCCCCGGCUUACCCAGCGGUCCCGGCUUACCCAGCGGCCCCGGCUUACCCAGCGGCCCCGGCUUACCCAGCGGCCCCGGCUUACCCAGCGGCCCCGGCUUACUCAGCGGCACCGGCUUACCCAGCAGCCUCCGCUUACUCGACCCCCGCCUACUAACGAGUCCCUCACUAUGACUGUUCCCUUAUAACUACGUAUACGUUGCCUAAAAUAAAUGGCAAACGAUCAAAUAAUAAUAAUAAUAAUAAUAUAUAAUUUUAAUAUGUACGACUUUAAUAGUAUGGACUUGUACCAUCAUUGUUACAUAGUUUUGUACAGCACGUAGGCACAACUGUUUUACGAGCUAGUAACAAAAUAAUUAUUAUUAUUAUUAUCAUUUAUUUAUUGUAUAAGUCUUCCUUAUUUUUUUUUUAUUUUUAUGGUUUACAAACUAUUUAUUUGUUACUUCUGUUUUUUUUCUACUCUAAUAAAUAUUAUAGAAAAAUAA
Molecule: messenger RNA, 1285 nt
Organism: Acyrthosiphon pisum (pea aphid)
Lineage: Eukaryota; Metazoa; Arthropoda; Insecta; Hemiptera; Aphididae
Gene: cp20
Product: cuticular protein 20
Cellular component (GO): extracellular matrix
Source: RefSeq, marked validated